This is a messenger RNA of Drosophila subobscura, 1095 nucleotides long. RefSeq names its product putative phosphatidate phosphatase. The coding region runs from base 71 to 1009 and encodes 312 amino acids. The transcript has a single exon. Gene Ontology annotation, biological process: phospholipid dephosphorylation; phospholipid metabolic process; signal transduction. Gene Ontology annotation, molecular function: phosphatidate phosphatase activity. The record is from RefSeq and is a predicted model, not a curated record. NCBI's taxonomy places the organism in Eukaryota, Metazoa, Arthropoda, Insecta, Diptera, Drosophilidae.
CGCUCAAACGCUGCGAUCCGAUCCAAGCCGCAGCUCAGUGACGCGUGGAACUUCGAACAGGCCGGACGCAAUGAGCUUCAGUGUGCGACUUAAUACUCCGGUCCGCCUGCUGGUGGACCUGGCCCUCCUGGCCCUGCUGCUGAUCCUUUCGGCGAACUUCAAGCGCUUCUGGUGGCCCACCACCCAGCGCGGCUUCUUCUGCAACGACGAGUCCUUAAUGUAUCCCUAUCGCGAGAGCACCGUCAGCCCCAUGUUGCUGCACUGGCUGGGCGUGCACCUGCCUCUGCUGUUCCUGAUCCUGCUAGAGGGCUUCCUAACCUGGCGCCGGGGUGGGAUCUCAGAGUGGCGUCACCUCUGGCCAAUCUGGAACACUGUUCGCUGGUUUCUCUACGGACAUGUAUUCAACAAUCUCCUCAAGAGCAUCGGAAAGCAGACCAUCGGCAGACUGAGACCACAUUUUUUCGCCGUAUGCCAGCCCGAGCUGCCGGAUGGCGGUAGCUGCUCGGAUGAGGCACAUCGUGGCGGUCUGGUCUAUCACGAGGACUACAGCUGUCGGCCAGAGCUCUCGGGUGCCACCGCGGAGAUGCUUACCAGCCUACAUGUGUCCUUCCCAAGCGGACAUUCCUCCAUGGCCUUCUACGGCCUGGUGUUCCUCGCCCUACACUUGCGUCACCGCCGCUGGCCCUUGACGGGCAGUCUUCUGGGGCCUGUCCUCCAGCUGGGAUGCCUCUGUGUGGCCUGGUUCGUGGCCAUCAGCCGUGUCAUGGACUACAAACACCAUUGGUCGGAUGUUGUGGCCGGGUCGCUGCUGGGUGCCGGCACAGCCUUUGUGGUCAUCCAGGCGGCUAAGCUCGAGGAGGAGGCACCACACAGCACCACCAAAGUGGCGGCAACAAAUGCGAAUGCAAAUGAGAAGGAGGCAGUGGCAGUCGGAGUGGGAGACGAUGCAGGAAGGAGCCAACAGCUGGCGCAUGAUUUGUGCCAGGUUACGUGUCAGAGCUCUAAUUAGUUGUGGUUUUGGGUUUAAGCUAUGCGAUUUCUAGUUGUUAAGUCAAAGCGACAGUUGUCAGUAAACUUAAAAGUUAUUUAAAAGAA